GUAUUAUAUUCAACACUAGAGACUGGAAUACUGGAAUCAAUUCUCUUCAGCAUUUUCCUUUUCAAUCCAACAGUUUUACAGAACCAGACCCAGAUCCGGUCCUGGACCCGGACUAGACCCGAAUUUUUCUCUACACCCAGAAGAUGAAGAAUGUUUAAAGGGUCGGUACAAAGAUAAGCGUAUCCACCCAGAAAAUGCGAAUGUUUAAAAGGAACUUUUCUCUUUGUUUUUCUCAUCUUAUUCUUCUUCCUGAACCUCGAUUUUCUUCUUCUCUUCCUAAUUCGUCUUUUCGAUUCUCCUUUUCUUCUGGAAUUUCUCCAUUUCGUCUCUCCUCUUUUACUCAUAUUCCCUUCAAUAGGAUUCAUUUUGCUUCAGGUUCUGGUAAGCUACACAAUUCUUCAAUGGAUAGGAAUGAGACUGCUGGAAAGUGCAAAAAUGCACAAACUCAAUGUGAUGUUGGUCAGGAUCCAUGUAUCUGGUCUUCCUCUUCAAGUGUAGACAACUAUCCUAUUGGGAAACAAAUAUUUUGCAACAGAUCCUUGAACAUGAAAAAUAUUGUUGCUGUUGGGUUUGACAUGGACUAUACAUUAGCACAGUACAAGGCGGAGACAUUUGAGUCACUUGCAUAUGAAGGGACCAUUAAGAAGCUCGUCUUUGAUUUAGGAUAUCCUCCUGAGUUAUUGGAUUGGUCUUUUGAUUCAAAGUACAUGGUUAGAGGGUUGGUUCUUGAUAAAAAGCGAGGCAAUAUUUUGAAGAUGGAUCGACAUAAGUAUGUGAAAGUAGCAUAUCAUGGUUUUCGAGAGAUGUCUAAAGAAGAAAAAGUUGACACUUACGGGAACACUUUGACCAGAGAUUCUUUUGAUGAGCCUGACUAUGCCCUCAUCGAUACACUUUUUUCCUUGGCAGAGGCCUACUUAUUUGCACAACUUGUUGAUUUCCAGGACAACAAUCCUGGAAAGGUCCCUGCUGGAGCAGACUAUGCUCGUAUGUACAAGGAUGUCAGAUCUGCAGUUGAUUUGUGUCAUCGCGAUGGGACUUUGAAACAGAUGGUUGCCAAAGAUCCUCAAAGGUACAUCAAUGAUGAUGCUUCAAUAGUACCUAUGCUUGAAAUGCUUAGAGAUUCAGGUCGUUCAACCUUUUUGGUGACAAACAGUUUAUGGGACUAUACCAAUGUUGUGAUGAAUUUUCUAUGUCAAAAAAGAACUGAAAAUAGCAGUCCAGCUCUCAAUUUUGAUUGGUUAAAGUAUUUUGAUGUCAUCAUUACUGGCAGUGCGAAACCUGGAUUUUUCCAUGAAGGCAAUCGCGCUAACCUUUUUGAGGUUGUUCCUGAUUCUGGGAUGCUUCUAAAUACUGACAAUGGCACACCUAUGGCUCAAGUUGGAAGCACUGCGCUUCAAUCACCACCACUAAAGGGACUAAAAAAUGCAUGCCGAGUUUUCCAGGGUGGGAGUGUUGGUCAUCUCCAUAAACUGCUAAAUAUUGAGUCAAGUUCACAGGUUCUUUAUGUUGGAGACCACAUCUAUGGUGACAUAUUGCGUAGUAAAAAGGUCCUUGGGUGGAGAACUAUGCUUGUUGUUCCUGAACUUGAGAGAGAAGUUCAACUUAUAUGGCUGCUUAGGGACUCUCGCAAGCAACUUCAAGGAUUGAGGUGUGAUCGUGAUCAGAUUGAAGACAAACUACAUCAUGCACAGUGGUCUCUCAAAUUUAAGGAUCUCACCGUUGACACAAAGCAAAAGUUAUUGACUGAGAUUGACAGAUUGGAGGAACAAAGGGAGCAGGUUCGACUUGGUCAUCAACAACUCCUCUGUCAAUGUCAUCAAAAGUUUCACAAGGUCUGGGGACAACUCAUGAAGACUGGCUAUCAGAAUUCUCGCUUUGCUCAUCAGGUUGAGAGAUUCGCCUGUCUUUAUUCAAGUCAAGUGACGAACUUGAGUUUGUACUCUCCCGACAAGUACUAUCGACCCAGUGAAGACUAUAUGCCCCAUGAGUUUGGAAUCCUUGAAUUGUCUGGGAAAUCUUCUUUGGAAGUAAACUAGCGAAAUUGAUCAACUGUAUAUAAUCAAUGAGUAGUCUGAUGAGAUAGGCAUGAAAGUGAAGUGAUCAACUGUAUGUCUUCGCUUUCUCCACAGUAGCCAAAUUAUUCAACCCAUAUCUCACGAAGAAAACGUCUCACACAAGAAUUAUGAUUUUGAUAUGUUAAUAAUCAAUACUCAAAAUAUAUCUGUUUUGAAGAAAUAAAAAAUGAGGCAUUACAAGUGUCA
Amaranthus tricolor (Joseph's coat) is the source of this 2261-nucleotide messenger RNA. RefSeq lists its product as uncharacterized. The record is from RefSeq and is a predicted model, not a curated record. The transcript is spliced from 17 exons. Gene Ontology annotation, molecular function: 5'-nucleotidase activity. Lineage: Eukaryota; Viridiplantae; Streptophyta; Magnoliopsida; Caryophyllales; Amaranthaceae. Bases 195 to 2036 code for a protein of 613 amino acids.